AUGUUCCAAAUGCUACGCGGCUUCCAUCUCCCAACUCCUGGGGACAAGUCUUACGGGUCGCCGGGAGGUCUAAGGGUCUGCAUGGCCAGCUUCGAACCUGGGCCACGGAUCAGCAAAGCUUGGAACCUUGGGCCCUUGGGUGACGAUGCCGGCCAGCCGGCAAAGCGGCAAAUCAUCAUCGGGCCCGGUAAUGGUGGCUUCCAUCCCGGUGAUAGUGAAGAGAUCCCUACCUGUGAGAUUUCUCUUCCCAUCAACGAACAGCCACCCUGCAUCUUUUUCCCGAUCCCGGGGGAGAUCAGGCCAGGAAAGCGAUCCUUCAGCCUUCCGGCGGACUAUGCCACCAACACCAAGCAAGUGAUCCUGCAGCUUGAGAAGCAGCUGGUGGCUCUCCAAAACAAGAAGAACAAGACUUCCGAGGACAUCGCCGAUAUCCGUGCCAUCAAGGCUGCCCUCAAGUACUUGGCGAAUAUUGAUAAGAUUUCCGCACCGCCUGGAUCUGAGACUGGCUUCGUUCCCGGAAAGCGGUCCUUCUCCCUGCCUGGCGAUUACGCGAGCGACACCAAGAAGGUUAUCCUGCAACUCGAGAAGCAGUUGAUUGCCCUCCAGAACAAGAGGAACAAGACUGAUGAAGACCUGGCUGAUAUCCGAGCCAUCAAAUCCGCACUGAAGUUUCUGGCCGGCAUUGAUCAAAUCUCUGCGCCCCCAGGAACUGAGACUGGUUUCGUUCCGGGAAAGCGUGAUGCGUCUUCUGUUGGCGCUUACGCUUCAGUCUGCCCCGGCCUGGAAGGUGCCGAGAUUGCUCUCGAGACCCUCUUGCACAAGCCCAAGCCAACGGUACAGGAGUACAUCAUCAUCCAGAAGUUGACUAACUUUCUUGCCGGAUGUGGGAUCGCCAUCGUCAAGUCUCCUGAUGGCACAUGGACGAUCCUCAAGCCCUCCGACAAGAAGCGAGGUGUCGACACCGAUGUCGCGGUUGCCACUCCUAAGCUUGUCGCUGACUUUGACCUUACUGGUUUAGAGGAGUCGUACCACCUGCUCCUUGAGUCGACCCAAGGCCGCCAGCCCUCUUUCGUCACCUGGCUUGCCCUCCGACAGAUCGCUGAUCUGCUCGAACUGUACGGUGCUCCUGUUGAUGGCGCCGUCUCCUCUGUCUCCGCCACCUCCAAGCGCCAGAUCACCAUCGGCACAGGCAGCUGCCAGCUCCUGGAUGUUCUUGGUCUCAAGGCUGCGCUUGCCGCUCUGUUGACCGUCUAUGGGGACCCCACCAAGGCGCCAACCAACAUCUUCCUCAUUGAGCAGAUCCUCGUUACGGCCAUCCAGCUUUGUGGUCAGGGUGUUCCUGGCUGGACCAACCUCGCACCUGGUAACCCAAUCCCCGGCGGGCCGCUUGUUCCCGACCCAACUAUUCCCGGAGGACCCAUCACGCCCGAUCCGUAUGUCCCUGGCGGGCCCAUCAGGCCAGGCCGCAGACAAGAGGACGCGCUUGAUGAUCCUACGACUUUGCUGGAUACGUUGCAGGUCCUCGAGACGCAUUAUGGAGACUACGAGUCUGGAACUAUUCCUGCGCCGUUACUCUUGAUCAUGCUCAACCUCGUGACCAUCCUCCAGGAGGUGUAUGGUGUGACUGUAAGGGGAUGGCCUACUUUGGGACAAGAAACUGUGGUUUUGACCCCUUCCACUUGA
Messenger RNA from Sordaria macrospora k-hell, 1683 nucleotides. RefSeq lists its product as uncharacterized. The record is from RefSeq and is a predicted model, not a curated record. NCBI's taxonomy places the organism in Eukaryota, Fungi, Ascomycota, Sordariomycetes, Sordariales, Sordariaceae.